Molecule: messenger RNA, 1890 nt
Organism: Vicia villosa (hairy vetch)
Lineage: Eukaryota; Viridiplantae; Streptophyta; Magnoliopsida; Fabales; Fabaceae
Exons: 2
Biological process (GO): proteolysis
Molecular function (GO): aspartic-type endopeptidase activity
Source: RefSeq, a predicted model, not a curated record
ACUCUGGUUGACUCCUUGAUGGCCGCACAGAAUCAGCCGCCACCACCCAACAGUCAAGCAGCGGUAACAUCUGAAGUCACUACUCCAGUUUCUACAGUUGCAUUCGGUAUUCCAUCUUUCUCUAUGCCAGAAGGUUGGGGCCCGCCUUUCAGCUUUGGUACAGGUUUCCGCCAUAAUUUCUCUGGGGUUCAAACAGCUACAACUGAAGCGCCUGCUGCACAAGGUUCGGCGUUUAUUCCACAUUCAGGGGUAACUUUUUCCCAAAUCACUAUGGCACUUUCUCAACCCACUAUGACAGUUCCGACCCCUACGGUUCACACUGUUCCUUAUGAUGGCAAUGAGAUUUAUCAUGAUCAAGGUGAUAGCACAAAUCCGCGUAAUCUUGUGGAAGAUCUCCAAGAACAGUUCAACAAGAUUCAAUUGGAAGUCAAGGCUAUUCGUGGGAAAGAUUUGUUUGGAAAGAAUGCCCAGGAGCUAUGUUUGGUUCCCAGUGUACAAAUACCGGCUAAGUUCAAGGUCCCUGACUUUGAGAAGUACAAAGGUAGUUCUUGUCCACAAAGUCAUCUUGUGAUGUAUGCCAGAAAAAUGUCUACUUAUGCAGAUAAUCAUCAGUUGCUCAUCCAUUACUUUCAAGACAGUUUGACUGGUGCCGCACUGAAGUGGUACACAGGCUUGGAUAGCACUAAUAUUCGAACAUUCAAUGACCUAGGUGAGGCCUUUGUCCGACAAUACAAAUACAACUCGGAUAUGGCUCCAGACAGAGAUCAGCUCCGAUCCAUGGCUCAGAAAGACCAUGAAGCUUUCAAAGAAUAUGCCCAACGAUGGAGAGAAACUGCUGCUCAGAUUAAUCCACCGUUAAAAGAGAAAGAGAUGACAAAGAUCUUCUUGAAUACUCUCAGUCCGUUUUAUUAUGAACGCAUGAUUGCUAGUGCUCCAAGUGAUUUCACCGAAAUGGUAAACAUGGGGAUGCGUCUAGAAGAAGGAGUCCGAACCGGACGUCUGACUAAAGAAGGUGGAUCUUCGAGUGGAACCAAAAAGUUCGGAAGUGGUUUCCCAAAGAAGUACAAGAUUGUGGAUCAGCUUAUGCAGACUCCUUCAAAAAUCUCAAUACUUUCAUUGCUUUUAAACUCUGAAGCACACAGGGAAGCCCUGAUGAGAGUCUUGGAUCAAGCUUUUGUAGAUCAUGAUGUGACUGUUGACCACUUUGAUGGGAUAAUAGCCAACAUAACAGCUUGUAACAAUUUAAGCUUCUGUGAUGAAGAACUCCCCGAGGAGGGUAAAAAUCACAAUCUUGCUUUGCACAUUUCUAUGAACUGUCAGUCAGACUCUUUGUCCAAUGUGUUGGUAGACACCGGAUCUUCCUUGAAUGUGAUGCCAAAGACGACUCUUGCUCGCUUGUCUUACCAAGGAAUGCCUAUGAAGUUCAGUGGUGUAGUAGUCAAAGCAUUUGAUGGAUCGCGAAAAUCUGUUAUUGGCGAAGUCAACCUUCCCAUGACAAUUGGUCCACAUACAUUUCAAAUCACCUUCCAGGUCAUGGACAUUCAAGCUGCUUAUAGCUGUCUGUUAGGACGACCAUGGAUCCAUGAAGCAGGGGCGGUAACUUCUACGCUCCAUCAAAAGUUAAAAUUUGUAACAAACGGAAAAUUGGUAACAAUAAGUGGGGAACAAGCCUUGAUGGUGAGCCAUUUGUCCAAUUUCUCUUUCAUUAGUGCCGAUGAUGUGGAAGGAACUCAGUUCCAAGGUCUCUCUUUAGAAGACGAAUCUUCCAAAAAGAAAGCAUCAAUCUCUUCAUACAAAGAAGCAGUAAAAGUAGUGAGAGAUGGAACUACCACUGGCUGGGGGCAAGUUGUGAUCCCGACCAAGAAUGAAACCAGAGCAGGUCUCGGAUGU